This is a messenger RNA of Lolium perenne, 1235 nucleotides long. RefSeq lists its product as uncharacterized. The record is from RefSeq and is a predicted model, not a curated record. Lineage: Eukaryota; Viridiplantae; Streptophyta; Magnoliopsida; Poales; Poaceae.
AACCGGGUCUUCCUUUAGACGGAUGCUCUGAAUUCUGCUGUGGUUCGUGGAGAAACAGUUCUGCUGCCGGUGCCGGUGACCGGCGCCGCGGCUUCCCGAUGGCGGAGGACUCAGGCGCCAUCCUCCGCCACAUCUCCUCCCUCAAGGACAUGCUCGACAAGGUCAAUGAAGAGAUUGAACAGAAUAUACAAAAGACCAGGGAAAUAGAGUCAGAAAUAGUGAAGCAUUCUGAAACUGAAAAGGACUAUCUCGUGAAGGAGUCUGAACUAAUGAAAGGAGUAUCAGUUGCUGAGUUCGAACUCGAUGGGCUUAUGCAAGUGGCAGCUGCUGGGACAGAUUCACUUAAAGUGAUGGAGGGCAAUGUGGAAUUCCAGAAAGCUACUUUGAAUGAAAUUAGGAAGCGGUUCUCUGAUAAAAUGGAAAGGUUCAUCGCUGAAUCUAAAGGCUUCCAAGCUAACAUGCUUGGAGAUUCAAAUGAGGAUUUACUUCUCCUACUUAAGGAAAAAGAUUCGCUGGAGGAUGAGAGUGAGAACUUGAGGAUGAAGAUCAACACUAUACAAAGUUCAUCAAAUGAAUACAUUGCUGAGAUUCUUCAGGAGGUAAAUAUGGAAAAUUCAGUUUUGGAAUCUGAGUUACAAUAUAGGGUUUCAGAAUAUAUGGACGUUCUCAAGGAUAUAAACAACCUGAAGAUCCUAUUUAGUUCGAGCAAUUCUUAAGCUGGUAUUCACCGUUGCAGACAUCUAUGAAUCGAUGAUCUAGAUUGUAAGACUGUAACAAGGAAGAUUUUGAAAAAGAAAUACUUAAGCAAUACAAAGAUGCAUGGAUCAUGGACAGAAACUUUGAUCUUUGCACUGCGUCAUGGUUUUCACUGUAUGUAUAUAGGACUUACGCACGUUUGCAUGACAAGAUCAAGGAGAGAAAACACCAGCACCCAAGGUGCUCUUGCGCAGGAACAAAGAAACACACUACACAUGGAUUAACCGAUUGAGAACUAUAGAAGACAACAAACAUGCACCUACCUUUGCAGCUUGCGGGCGUCCAAGGAAACCCAGCUCUUGUCGAUCGAUCUUUUGAUCAACUAUUCAACUAGUUCUCGUAGGUCGUCGUCUACCUUUGUAUGAAAAUAUGGCAAGCCCUCCUUCUCUAUAUAUAUCCCUGGUGCCUCUCUUUGUCAAGGCAAGGACGAUUGAUUGAUUAGGAUACUUACUUAUGGAAGCUAAAUCUGCCGCCUUUAA